AUGCAUCAACACCAUUCUCACAACCAUCUCCACCAUGCGAGGAGAGACGCAGCAGUAGCAUCCGCCGACUUGCUGCCUCGAGGCCCUUCUCCUGCUGAGCCAAACAUGGACAUCCCGAGCCGGACCUUUCACUCGAUAACUCGCGCUCUGCUGCCCCGUGAAAAAUGCACUGGGUCCGCCAACGAAUGCGAGAAGCCGACUCCCGACUACCUUGUUCCUGUUGUGUGUGCCGUUAUAAUUCCUGUAUUCUUGGCCAUUGUAGUCCUCCUAUUUCUCCACCGCCGCCAUAACAAGAAACUCAAGCAGGAGGAUAGAGAUGACCCACACAAAUCUCUCGACUUUGGCCUGGAGGCGACGGGAAAAGCAAGUAAGAAAGGAAAGGGGAUCCCGGAAAUGACCAUCACCGACACUGAAAAGACACUUCGAGGUAAUAAGGGCUUGUCAAUGGACCUAGGAGUGGGAAAUCCCUACAUACUUCCAGCGGGCUUGCACAACUCGCGAGAGUCAGUCAACUCUAUGGCGCGCUCCAUGGACGAUCCACAUGACCCCUAUCGCCCUGUCACCUUCAUAAAGGACAGUGCCAGCAUGAGAAAUGGGAGCAGCCUGCGUGGCUAUCCCCACGACAACUCUUCAACGUACACGGGAUCAAGUGGGGGUACCGACAGGAUGAAUGGAAGUCUUUUGAGGAACGCCCAGCGCAUGUCGCAGUCUGUCCCACCCCGAGGAGACUCGAAGGCAGGAGGAUCUCCACUCAGCGAGCAGCCACCACCUCACAUCCAGUUUCCCGCUGCGACUGCACAACCGGCUGGAUCUCCCUCAAAUCCCCAGGAUCGAUCGCCGCCACGUGUGCCUGCAUCGAACGGCGGGCUUGCACCCACCCCUGCCGAUGCUGGCCGCGACUCCUACUUUGACAACAACGCCAAUGUUAUGAGGGCGAGCAACAAUUAUCUUGGUUCUUUCAUCCACAGCCGAGAUGGUUCGACUGUUGAGGCCCCCGGGCAAGCUCAAUCGCCUCCCGAGCCCACUAUUCCCCAGAUCCAUGCCCCAAGGCCAAUUUCACCUCCAACCAAGCUCCUUCCAGAGAACCCUCGACCACCACCACGAGUCCAAUCGCAAGAGGCUGUUGUCAUAUCCAACGCCAACAACAUGAACCGCAUCAGUGACACGAGCGACUACGGUGAUGGAUUCAAAGUUACACCUCCUUCUCGUGAACAGAGCUAUGAUGGGGCCAACGCUGCUGGCCGCAGAUCACUCGAUGCUCCAAUGCCAGUCCAGCAAGAAGAAUCGUACAACAACGCCUUCGGCCUGGGAGUUGAUGAUCUGGGUUAUGACCCUCGUCGAUUGUCUAUGAGCCUUCGCCCUCUUCCCCCGGAUGACCCAGCCGAUAACCCCGAAACACGUGCCAAUCGUAUCCGUUCUUUCUACAAGGAGUACUUCGAUGAUUCCAAGCCGGACCCUGUAGGCUACUAUGAGGACUACAACCCAGAGUACCUUGCGGACGGAACCAUCUUCGACCCUGAGACUGGUAACUUCGUCAUGGCUCAAGCACCAUAUGCUCAGCCCGUUGGCCGUCGUGCCAUGACACCGCCUCCUCGCGCUCCUCCGCGCUUCCAGGGCCAGACUGGCCGUGGCCGAGCCUCCAGCGGUUCUACCGGUCGCUUCAUGCCGCCUCCUCGCGGCAACUCCUCCAUGAGCGGACGCGUGGCUGCUCCCCGGAGAGCCCCUCUGCCACCCCCUCCGGCUCUCACCUCGCUACCAACGCCUGCCAAGCUCACGGAAGAUUCGGCCAUCUUCAACCCUCUCGACUUUGCUCCUCCUGUCUCGUACAGAGAUCGCCAGGCCGGUCGACGACCUGACAGUCCUCUCGGUGUGCAGAGACCGUAUAGCCCUGCAGUGCGGGCUCAUACGCCACUGGUGGGCGCUUUCGACGACCUUCCCGCUAUGCCUAGCCCUCACGCCCUCCGCAAGUCCAGCACCUUCACCGCCCUCGACUUCGCCCCUCCGCCCAAGUUCCGCGACAACGGCUCCGGCUCCGACGCAGGCUCCAUCCGCUCCACCCGCUCUGCCAUGUCGCAGGUCCAGCUCAACAGCAUCCGAGCCGGCGCAUAUCGCGUCUCGCGCAUGCCCAAGGAGGUCGUCGGCACCCGAGACGACCUCAUGGAGAGCUUGAAGCCCCAGAUGAAUCUGUCGAGGCCAUCCUAG
Molecule: messenger RNA, 2202 nt
Organism: Mytilinidion resinicola
Lineage: Eukaryota; Fungi; Ascomycota; Dothideomycetes; Mytilinidiales; Mytilinidiaceae
Exons: 3
Coding region: 1-2202 (733 amino acids)
Source: RefSeq, a predicted model, not a curated record